AUGGACCUCACCUGCAAGAACAUGAAGCACCUGUGGUUCUUCCUUCUGGUGGCAGCUCCCAGAUGUGUCCUGUCCCAGGUGCAGCUGCAGGAGUCAGGCCCAGGACUGGUAAAGCCCUCGCAGACCCUCUCCCUCACCUGCGCUGUCUCCGGGGGCUCUGUCACUGACAGUUACUAUUGGAGUUGGAUCCGCCAGCGCCCUGGGGAAGGGCUGGAGUGGAUGGGGUACUGGUCAGGGAGCCCAAGCUACAAUUCGGCUUUCCAGAGCCACAUCUCCAUCACUGCUGACACGUCCAAGAACCAGUUCUCUCUGCAGCUGAGCUCUGUGACCACUGAGGACACGGCCGUGUACUACUGUAACCCUCUAGGUUCCAAGGUGAAGAUCCAUAUAUGUCCCCUCGUGGUUCUGACCGGGGAAGGUGUGGGGUCUCCAGGGGAACCUAAACGACAUAUGAGGCUCCUGUAA
This is a messenger RNA of Ceratotherium simum simum (southern white rhinoceros), 465 nucleotides long. The record is from RefSeq and is a predicted model, not a curated record. NCBI's taxonomy places the organism in Eukaryota, Metazoa, Chordata, Mammalia, Perissodactyla, Rhinocerotidae.